AUGGUGGAGGAAAUGAAAGGUAAAAUUCGAGUGUUCUGUCGAAUUCGUCCUGCCAGUCGCACUGAGUCGGCUCAGAGUGAAACUGUGGUUGUGGAAAAAGUAGACGAGUUUUCUGUAAAAGUGGAGACGAGCCGAGGAGACAGAGAGUUCCAGUUCGACAGAGUUUUCAGUUCUGAAGCUUCGCAAACAGAUUUGUUCCUGGACAUGAGCAGACUGAUCCAGUCAGCUAUCGACGGCUACAAUGUCUGCAUCUUUGCUUACGGACAGACGGGAUCAGGAAAGACCUUCACCAUGGUUGGAGACAAAGACCAGAAGAAUCCUGGGAUCAUGCCCAGAACUUUUAAUGCCAUAUUUGACAUCAUCACUGAGAACAGAAACAAAUUUGAAUAUCGGGUUUCCACCUACAUGCUGGAGCUUUACAACGACAGACUGCAGGACCUACUGGUGACCCCGACCACUGCGGCUGGGUCUUCUGCCGCUGAGUCUCAACAGUUCCAGGCAGCAGCGCACCGGGUGGAAAUUAAGAGGAACCGGAAGGGGGUAGUUUUUGCACAGGGAGCAGAGAAGAAGGAUGUUUCCAACGCUCGUGAACUUUACGCUCUUUUUAAACAGGCGUGUGCCAACAGACACAUCUCUGCCACUAAAAUGAACGUGGAAAGCUCUCGUUCCCACCUCAUCGUAGGAAUCACAGUGGAGAGUAGGAAUCUGACCAAUGGCAGUGUGAGCAGCGGAAAAGUGAGUCUGGUGGAUCUAGCAGGAAGUGAAAGAGCAGCCAAGACUGGAGCCAAAGACCAUCAGCUGAAGGAGGCCAACUUCAUCAACAAGUCUCUGAGUGCUCUGGGUGACGUGAUCUCAGCUCUGUCUGCUGAACUGCCUCACGUGCCCUACAGGAACAGCAAACUGACCCAGGUGAUGCGUGACUCCUUGGGCGGCAACGCUAAAACCCUCAUGAUCGUAAAUGUUUCACCUUCUGGAUGCAAUCUGGAUGAGACGCUUACUUCUCUUUGCUAUGCAACAAGAGUGAAGAACAUCACCAACAUCGCUCAGAGGAACGUGGAGAGCAAAGAGAUUGCUCACCUGAAGGAGGUUUGACCUCAGUUAUGUUCAGUUGAACACUGACCCAGGAAUGAUUAUCUAAUUCCCAUUUAUUUUUUGCUUUCUGACAGAUGAUCGUAAAGCUGAAGUCAGGACAGACCCUGGAGGAUGGGGAGGAUGUUUGACGUGUUUGUUGUGUUACUUUAUCUGUGAUAGUGUAUGAUAGUUAGG
Molecule: messenger RNA, 1266 nt
Organism: Cynoglossus semilaevis (tongue sole)
Lineage: Eukaryota; Metazoa; Chordata; Actinopteri; Pleuronectiformes; Cynoglossidae
Gene: kifl
Product: kinesin family-like
Exons: 8
Coding region: 1-1092 (363 amino acids)
Biological process (GO): microtubule-based movement
Molecular function (GO): microtubule motor activity; ATP binding; microtubule binding
Source: RefSeq, a predicted model, not a curated record